Messenger RNA from Lycium barbarum (goji berry), 1611 nucleotides. RefSeq lists its product as uncharacterized. The transcript has 10 exons. The coding region runs from base 620 to 1321 and encodes 233 amino acids. The record is from RefSeq and is a predicted model, not a curated record. NCBI's taxonomy places the organism in Eukaryota, Viridiplantae, Streptophyta, Magnoliopsida, Solanales, Solanaceae.
UUAUGUGUGUGCAUGCAAUUUCCAAAUGUGUAAAGUACCUUUAUGUUUGUUUUUAUCCUUUUUGUCUUAUGUAAUGAUGUUAUUUGUUGGAUGUAAACAAGAGCAAGCAUCUCAAUUACCUUUUAGAAGAACUUUUUUCCAAAAUACUGCACCUUUAAUGAAGGCAAUUAAACAAAAGUUCCCUUUGAUUGAGGUGUUAAUCUCCAAUUUGUUUGUGAUUAUCUCAGAUUUAUCCUUCUUUUUGCCCUUUUUGGGGUUACAUAAUUUUGGUGGUUGGAAGUAAGAGUGAGGAUUGAAAUGAUGAUAGUUUGAAAAUGUAAGAAGGAAGCAUGCGUUGGUGUAAUCAUUUGAAUAACUGUUUAUUAUAAUUCUGCUUUGCCCUUUCCAUUUCUGUAUGAAACUUGUGGGAAAAAAUUGAUCUCCCUACAAAUUUUUCUUUCUAAUGAGAUUAAGGCGUCGCCAAUGCAUUCUUUCUUGUGCUUCCUACUACAAAAACUUAUGAAUUCAGGCUGAUGAAGAUGAAAGUAAUUGGCACAGAAAGAAGCUAGAUGAGGAGCCAGCAUGGUCAUGCAAUUCUCCUCACGUAAUUUCACAGUUUGCUCAAUGCUUUACUAAUGCUAUGGUUGGACCACGAGCAUGGAUAGGAGGAAUCUUCAACCGCUCGAGCAAUAAACGGUUCGGAAGCGAUAAAUAUCUUAACUACCCUUUAACUCCUCUUCAGGAACAAAGCUUACACAGGCUUCAAGAACGGCUAGGAGUACCUUUUGAUGAAACACGCCUAGAUCAUCAAGAAGCUCUUCAAGCUUUAUGGAAUGCAGCAUUUCCAAAUGUUAAGCUUAAAAGUUUGAUCUCCGAGCAAUGGAAAGAAAUGGGCUGGCAAGGAGCAAAUCCAUCAACUGACUUCAGGGGUUGUGGAUUUAUUUCGCUCGAGAAUUUGCUAUAUUUUGCAACAAGAUAUCCGGGUUGUUUUCAUAGGUUGCUUUGCAAGCAAAGUGGAUCGAGAGCAACGUGGGAGUACCCAUUUGCAGUUGCUGGGAUUAAUGUUACAUUCAUGUUGAUUCAGAUGCUGGACUUAUACUCAGAAAAGCCAAGGUGUCUUCCAGGAUUGAAUUUUGUUAAGUUAAUAGGAGAAGAUGAUGAGGCAUUUGAUGUUCUAUACUGUAUAGCAUUUGCGAUGAUGGAUGCGCAGUGGCUGGCUAUGCAUGCUUCAUAUAUGGAUUUUAACGACGUUUUGCAAGCGACGAGGACACAGUUAGAGAGGGAAUUAUCAUUAGAAGAUAUACAAAGAAUAGAAGAACUGCCAGCAUUUAACCUGAUAUAACACACACACUUCUUGUUCUCCCUCUAUAAUAGCUUGGAAGUUCUUCUGCAGAAAGAACUUUGAUGGUCAUAAUAUCUGCAGAUUGGCUACUGGUUUAGAAAAUUGCUGCUAUUAAAAAUAGGCAGAAUGUUAUGAAAGGAUUUAGAUAUAUCCAAUAGCCAGACCUGAAAUUUUUUUGUACAAAAGGGGGAGGUUCUGGCAACUCAAUGUUACGUAAUGGGUCCAAAAUUUUCUAGGAGUCUAUUACUCCUAUCUGAGAUUUAAAUGCUAAUAGUAGGAAAUAUAGAGAA